ACUGUGCUGUGAUUGGCUCGGCGUGACGUGCCCCGGAAGAGGAAUCAUCCACAACGUGCCCACAUGUGUUUGUCGGACUUACAGAAAACAGAUUAAGAAGCCGUCAUCAUGACGUCUUUGGCCCACCAACUGAAGAGGCUCGCGCUGCCUCAGAGCGACCCCAACCUCCUGACACGCAGAGAGGUCGCCUCGCUCCUCUUCGACCCCAAAGAUGCUGCUUCCAUGGACAGAAGCACCUUCUACGCCCUCGGCUGCACAGGGCUGGAGGAGCUGCUGGGAAUCGAACCAGCCUUCCUGGAGUUCCAGGACACACUGUUCAGCCGGGCCUCGAUGACCCUGGAGCGCAGUGUCCAGUCCAAAGAGGUCAACGAGAAGCUGGACGCCGGCAUCUCGCUCUUCCUCACCCGCCUCUGCCCGUACUUCCUCCUCAAACCAGCCCACAAGUGCAUUGAGUGGCUGGUCCACCGCUUCCACAUCCAGCUGUAUAACGUCGACAGCCUGUUGGCGUGCGCGCUGCCGUAUCACGACACCAACGUGUUCGUCAGAGUCCUGCAGCUCCUCAAGAUCAAAGACGCCACCAACCGCUGGAACUGGCUGCACGGCCUGCAGAAACCUGGCGUGCCGCUCUCCAGAGGAACAUUGAUCACUCACUGCUACACAGACCUGAGCUUCAUGGACUUCAUCUGCACCAUGGUCACCAAGGCCAUCCAGGCGUAUUCGGGACACUCUGGCAGUUGCUCCCAGCUCAGAGUGAUCUUCUCCUUCUACGCCUCCUCCAUCGUCCCCGCUCUGGACGCUAUGGACAAGGUGUCCGACGCCAUCAUUUCCAAACUGCUGCCGUACGUUCAGAAGGGUCUGAAGUCGUCUCUGACGGACUACAAAGCCGCCACGUACAUGAUCGUGUGCCAGCUGGCGGUGAAGGUGGUGAUGGAGGCGAGUCUGGUCGACACGCUUGCUGCGCAUGUCAGCAAAUCUCUGCUCAAAGAGCCCGUGUUGGCCAAGGAGGGUGUGGGCUGCCUCAUCGUGCUGCUGCAGAACCAGAAGGAGGGCGCCGCCGGGCCCAGAGCGUUUGGCCGUCUGAGCUCAAUGCCUACGCUGGUGUCGACGCUGCAGGCGAUGGCGGCGACUCAUGAUGUCAGCCCUCUGCUGCGCUACCUGCUGCCUCACCUGAUCCACGCCGUGUUCACCUGCAGCUCAGGUGAGACGCAGCCGGACGAGGUCGGCAUGUUGGAGUCCAUCCUGCAGUCUGUCCCUCUGACCAAAGGCCUGGACCAAACUGUGGCUCGUUUGCUGUUGGACGAGUACCUGAGUCAGACUGAACUCUCUGCUGAAAACCUGUCUGCCCUCGACCGCCGUCUUCUUCCUCUGGUUCGACUGUUCGAGUCCAGAUACUGUGGAGCUCUGGACGGUGUCCUCGCAGGUCAUGUGACGGACGUCGGCAACCCUGAGCAGAAACAUCUUUUCCACCAGUUCCUCUCUUUGUCCAUGAGCAGUGGAAAACACCAGAUUAUGGGAGACUCAGACACGUCGUUGUUGCUCAGUCUGAAACACCCGCUGCCUUCCGUGAGAGUGUCAGCUGUGGAGCACCUGAUGGACAUUGUUACCUCCGGGCAGCAGCAGCAGAGUUUGGACGAAGACUUCCUGAAAGAGGCCGUCAUGGACCGCCUGAAGGAAGACGUGCCGGAGGUCGUGGCUGCUGCCCUCAAGGUCCUUGAGCUGCUGUUUGAUGUGUUGGACCCUGAAGACACUGUGUCCUGUUUACUGUCACUGCUGCACAGAGUGGAUCCGUCAGUGGCAGAGCACUGGCUCCCAGUGCUGACAGAGGCAGUGCGUUUACUGUCUGACCCCCGGCUGGGAAAGGGGGACGCUGAGCUGCUGCAGAGGGCGGGCUGGAGGCUGCUGCCCUUCCUUGUGAUCACUUCCUCACAGCUCCGCCUCGCCUCCUGCAUCGCCCGAUCCUCCAUCAUCACCCAACAUCCGCUCACACUUAACUGGGCUCAAGAGCUGGACAAGGUGAUGAAGAGGAGCUCUGAGUCCGACUUUGUAGGUUUGGCCAACGAGCGUCUCGUCACCACGUUGACCACAAACCUGACAAACAUGGAGCACUUCUCCAAACGAGACGCUCUGGAGAAGCUGGCUCUGUGUGUGGAGCAGCAGCGGGGCUCCGGCCUCAGAUGGAGGGCCUCCUUCCUGGUGCUGACUCGGACUCUUCUGCUCGGCCUUGGCGAGCUGAGCGAGACCCAGCACCUGCUCACCGCUCAGCGGGUCUACAUGCUGCUGGAGACGCCCCUGCUGGAGGUCAUCAGGGACGCCGCUGCCGCCAGUGGUGCUGGUGCUCAGGAAGCAGAGCGCCGUGUCGCCGCCCCGUCCUCCUUCUCUGAAGCCCUGACUGUGUACCUGAGCAGGUGCGAGCAGCAGCCAGGUGACCAGCUGGACAGAGAGUUCAGCUUCGUCCUGAUCGCGCUGCUCAGAGACUUCAUCUCCUCCCUCAGGUGUCCCGACGCCUCCUUCAAAGGUGAGGUGUGGUGGAACCCGGAGAAGCUGGACACAAACACCUGCUGUUACCUGGGGCUCACCUGCCGUCUCUUCAGUGUCAUCAUGAGCGGCGCCGGCGAGGGUCCGGCAGCGGGCUGCUUCAGAGACUUAAUGAAGCUGCUCAUCCAGGUUCACCUGAGCGACCCGUCGAUGCUCUUCCGCUUCCUGUGCGUGCUGUGGGGUUACAGCAGUAACCAUGGAGACCAGCUGGACAUGAAGGUGGGCGCCGUCCUGCAGACUCAGGCUCUGUACAUGGGCCGAGCUCUGCUGAGCGCUCAGUCGGCCGCCACGCUGCAGGAGCUGGUCGCUGCAGACUCACCUGUGGUCCCGUCGUUGCUCUGCUGCCUCACCUCGCCGGUUCGGGAGGUGCGGAGGGCGGCCCUCGGCGCUCUGCAGAGCCUAUCAGGAGCCGACACUUCUCCCUUCCAGCCAAUCAUGGAGAAGCUUCUGAAGACCUCAGAGGAGAUCACUGCUGACCCGUCAUACCUGAGCCAGGCCCUCGGCGUGCUUCAUGAGGAGUGUAUGUCUGCGAAAGCCAAGAUGCAGCAGAAGAAGCUUCAGGCGUCGAUGCAGCAGCUGCUGCAGAGCGUCCAGACUCCCUGCUGCCCGUCAUACACCGCCGGCUGCCUGCUGCGAGCACUAAGCAAUGUCAACGGACAGUCCGUUCUGUCCGAGCUGCUUCCUGUUCUGGAUCGCCUCCUGGAGCAGAGUGGCCCAGACACCCCCACCCUGCUGCGGGCCGAGGCCCAGCUGAUGCACCUUGUCCUGGGGAAAUACAACGAGGCGUCGGCCCCCCUGCUGGCUGAAAACCAGAACUGUCUGGAUCUGUUUAUCAGAGCUCUGAGGACCUCGGCACAGCCACACCCCGACAUGCCCAGCUGCCAGAUCAUCGCUCUGGAACAGAUCACGAAGCCGUUCUUCUCGGCCCUCGGAGACGAGACUGUGCAGCAGAAGCUGCUGUCGGUGAUGUUUGACGUGCUGGUGGAGAGCAGGAGUCCUCUGGUGACCAACACCAUCAGCAGCGUCUUUAAAGGGAUCGCAGUUGACGGUCAGCUGGUGGCCAAUGAGCUCGCUCCGCCAGAGAAACCCAAAGUGAGCGUGACGGUACAGCAGACCCGUCGCAGCAGAAUGAGUCUGAGGAAGCCUCAGGAGGACAGUGAUGCUGGUCCAGAGGGGGGUGCUGUGUCGUGGCAGAGAGUCACUCUGAUCCUGGAGCUGCUGCAGCACAAGAAGAAGCUGAAGAGAGCCCAGACGCUGGUGCCGGUUCUGUUCUCUCUGCUCGCCAGGAGUCUGGAGUCAAGUCCUGGGGAUCAGACCAACAUGGAGUACACUAAACAGCUGCUGCUCAGCUGUCUGCUCAAUGUCUGUCACAAGCUGUCUCCUGACGGGGGAGCUGUGGGACCCGACAUCCUGGAUGAAGAUAAAUUCAGUGUGGAGCUGGUGGUUCAGUGCAUCAGAACGUCUGACAUGCCGCAGACUCACCACCACGCUCUGCUGCUGCUGGGUGCCGCCGCCACCAUCUUCCCUGAGAAAGUCCUGCACAACAUCAUGCCCAUCUUCACCUUCAUGGGAGCCAACAUAAUGCGUCUGGACGACGCCUACAGCUUCAGAGUCAUUGACAAGACGCUGCAGAUGGUCAUACCUGCUCUGAUCCAGGCCCACCAGCUCUCUGAUGGCACCUCUUCGACUCGCGUGGUCGCCGUGGUGACAAGGAUCAUGCACGUGUUUGCUGAUGCUCUUCCGCACGUGCCCGACCACCGGCGGCUGCCCGUCCUCCAUCAGCUGGUGACCACGCUGGGCCCCGCCCACUUCCUCUGGGUCCUGUUGCUCCUCCUGUUCAAGCUGCACGCCACGCAGACGGCCAGCUCUGUCAGCGAGAAGGAUGCAGCUCUGGAGAAAGACGUGGACUUCUGGAUCUCUCUCUGCUGUCAGUUUGAGGUGACCGACCAGCUCACCUCCCUCAUCAACAUCCUGGACUUCCUGCUGCAGCUUCCUGACGACAAAGACAACGCUCCAGUGAAGCGCUCUGUUGGCCGGCGAGGAGCCAAGAAGGAGGAGUCGGAGGAGGAGAAGGUGGAGGAUCUGAUCUUCAGCGUGGAGGCUCACAGCAGCAAAGAACUGAGACACUUCAAGUUCCUCUGCGUCUCCUUCAUGGCUCAGCUGCUCGGCUCGGCCAGCUUCAUCGGGAAGGUUGCUGACGGAGGUGAUGCAGUCGAUGAGUCUCUGCAGCAGCUGCAGCAGAGGCUGCUGGAGGAGAUCCUGCGUUACAUCCACAGCGUCGCUCGCUGUGUGGAGGAAAACGCCGACAAACCCACCGCCAAGUUCUGGAGAGUUCUGCUCAAUAAAGCCUACGAUGUUCUGGACAAGGUGAACUCCUUGUUGCCCACGGAUACCUUCAUCACAGUGAUGAGGGGGCUGAUGGGAAAUCAGCUGGCGUCUGUCAGGAGGAAAGCCAUGGAGCUGCUGAACAACAAACUGCAGCAGCGGACGCAGUGGGACCAACAACAGGUCAUGGUGCUGUUACAGCUGACUGGCGACCUCCUGAGCAUUGUGGGUAAAAGUCACAGUAAGGUGACGGAGGCGGAGCAGGACGCGGAGCAGGCCAUCAACCGGCAGACGGCGCUCUACAGCCUCAAGCUGCUCUGUCGCAGCUUCGGCUCCGACCACCAGGAGGCGUUCGUCCCCGUCCUGCUGCAGACGGUGGACAUCGUCACGGCAGCAGAGGAGGAGAAGAACGUGACAGGCAGCGCGCUGCUCUGCAUCGCCGAGGUGGUCAGCACGCUUAAGGCCCUCGCCAUCCCACAGUUACCAAGGUUGAUGCCAGCGGUGCUGCACGUGCUGACCGACAGGAAGGAGCUGCUGACCAAUGAGAUCUACCUGCUGAGCACCGUCACCGCCCUCCAACGUGUCACUGAGACACUGCCGCACUUCAUCAGCCCGUACCUGCAGGACACCACGUCACAGGUCUGUCGGCUGACUCGACUGGCAGAGAUUUCCUCGUCUUCGUCCACGGCUGCCACUCAGCUGUCCACACGUCUCGCCUCCCUCAGGAGCACCCUCGCCACCAAGCUGCCCUCCAGGGUCCUACUGCCCACCGUCACCAGGUGCUACAGCAGCAUGGUGCUCGACAGGAAGGGUCAGCUGGGGGCGCUGAUGAGCAUCCUGAAGGAACACAUCAGUCACAUGGAGAAAGAGCAGCUCAGCUUCCACCAAUCAGAGCUCACCUCCUUCUUCCUCACCACCCUGGACUUCCGUGCCGAGCACUGUCAGGGCGAUCUGCAGAAAACACUGGAGAUUGAAGGCCGUGUGAUCGACUGUCUGCUCGCCAUGGUGAUGAAGCUGUCUGAGGUCACGUUCAGGCCGCUCUUCUUCAAGCUGUUGGACUGGAGUAAAUCAGGCAGCAAAGAGCGCCUGCUGACUUUCUACCGCCUGUCGGACUUCAUCGCAGAGAGACUCAAAGGACUCUUCGUCCUGUUCGCAGGAAACCUGGUGAAACCUUUCGCUGAUCUGCUGCGACAGACGAACCGCUCCAACACAGAUGACUUCCUGUUUGACAGCGAGGAGAAGAUCAGUCAGCUGCUCCUCUUCGUCCUCGACUGUCUCCACAAGAUCUUCCUUUACGACACGCACAGGUUCCUCAGCAAAGAGCGAGCCGAUGCCCUGCUGAGCCCGCUGCUCGACCAGCUUGAGAACACAGUGGGUGGGGAGCAGGUGUACCAGCAGAGGGUGACUCAGCACCUGGUCCCCUGUGUGGGUCAGUUCUCUGUGGCGAUGGCUGAUGACUCUCAGUGGAAAACUCUUAACUACCAGAUCCUCCUGAAGACCAGACACCCCGACUCCAAGGUGCGCUUCUCCUCCCUGUUGAUGCUGAUGGAGCUGGCGUCUAAAUUGAAGGAGAACUACGUGGUGCUGCUGCCGGAGACCAUCCCCUUCCUGGCUGAACUGAUGGAGGAUGAGUGUGAGGAGGUGGAGCAGCAGGUGCAGAAGGUUGUUCAGGAGAUGGAGAACAUCCUGGGAGAACCGCUACAGAGCUACUUCUAACAUGUACACAGAGUAACCACACACAGCAGGUGUGACGUUAAACUUUUAAACAUCAUGACGAGUCCGUCGGCCUCAUCUGAUGUGAAAUUUGUACUUUUUUACUUGUGUAAAGAAAAUAAACAUCUUUCUUUGUUGAA
Epinephelus fuscoguttatus (brown-marbled grouper) is the source of this 6713-nucleotide messenger RNA. It is a transcript of the gene heatr1, whose product is annotated as HEAT repeat containing 1. Bases 109 to 6576 code for a protein of 2155 amino acids. NCBI's taxonomy places the organism in Eukaryota, Metazoa, Chordata, Actinopteri, Perciformes, Serranidae. Gene Ontology annotation, molecular function: snoRNA binding. Gene Ontology annotation, biological process: maturation of SSU-rRNA from tricistronic rRNA transcript (SSU-rRNA, 5.8S rRNA, LSU-rRNA); positive regulation of transcription by RNA polymerase I. The record is from RefSeq and is a predicted model, not a curated record. Gene Ontology annotation, cellular component: t-UTP complex; 90S preribosome; small-subunit processome. The transcript has 45 exons.